GACAGGAGGAACCAAGUGGAGCGACAGAGCAACUUCACGAUCAGCCUGUGAUGCGCACGGGUGACGCCGCGCUCCUGUAGUCGCAUAACCAAAGACUGGCGUGGGAUCGGUCUCUGCUGCGCCUCAUCUGGAAUAACGUCGGGAAAAUCCAGAGAUUUCAUUAGCAUCUGUGCAUGUGUGUGAGCGAGAGAGAGUGCGAGUGUGUGUAUAUGUGUGUGUGUUUUAGAGGAAGCGAACAGUGUUGAGAAUAAUCCCGUUUCCACCGGAGAGGGGGGUUUUCUGUACUUUACAGAAGCCAGAGCAGAGAUAUAUUCCGCCAGAGAAUCAGCAGAUACAGGCUGUGAAAAGUAACCAUGGGAAAGCAGAACAGCAAGCUGACUCCAGAGGUGAUGGAGGAUCUGGUGAAGAACACAGAGUUUAACGAACACGAGCUGAAGCAGUGGUACAAAGGCUUCCUGAAAGACUGCCCCACUGGCAGGCUGAAUCUGGACGAGUUCCAGCAGCUUUAUGUCAAGUUCUUCCCUUACGGCGAUGCAUCAAAAUUUGCACAACACGCCUUCAGGACCUUUGACAAAAACGGAGACGGCACCAUCGACUUCCGAGAGUUCAUCUGCGCUCUGUCUAUCACGUCCCGUGGCAGCUUUGAGCAGAAACUCAACUGGGCCUUCAACAUGUACGACCUGGACGGCGACGGCAAAAUCACCAGAGUGGAGAUGCUGGAGAUAAUCGAGGCCAUCUACAAAAUGGUGGGCACCGUGAUCAUGAUGAAGAUGAACGAGGACGGUUUGACACCAGAGCAGAGGGUGGACAAGAUCUUCAGCAAAAUGGAUAAGAACAACGACGACCAGAUCUCGUUGGAAGAGUUCAAAGAGGCAGCGAAGAGUGACCCGUCCAUCGUGCUCCUGUUGCAGUGUGACAUGCAGAAGUGAGCCCCGACCUUUGCUCGCUCCUCUCCCCGUCUGUGAUCCACACUCUGGACAGCAGCACAUGUUUUAAUGUCUCAUUAGGGUCUCUGCCAUUUCCACGGGAAACAAAAACAAAACACGGAAAACAAUGCUUGGACUAUUUUUCAAUGGACUCGCUUCUUGUGGUCGUAUGCAUGAGAAUGUUAAAUGCUGAAUACUUCUGAAUAUAGCUAUAAGAUUCCAUACAUUUCUAUUUCAAAACAUGCCUGUGUGGUCUGUGCACUGUAUAACCCUCGACAUUCUCAUCCAUCCCUAGCUUGUAUAUCAAUGGAGCGCUGCGUUAAAUUAUGUUCCUGCAAUAUUUAGGAUUCCCCCCCCCACGAUUCACUGCUGCAACUACUGUACGCUUUUACAUAAUAGUAACAAAUCAAUAAUUCCUAUGAUAAUUGUAAGUGUCUCUGCUAUCCAGACUUGUCGAGCUCGUGGAGAAUAGAAAGGCUCCCGUGUGUUCCACAUGUUUUCAACGACAUGAUGGGAACCAAAAAGAGUAGGUUCUUUGCAUGCAUAUAUUACGUGUCGAAAAAAAAAAAAUAUAUAAUCUCUUACCUUUUGCAUCUUUAGGUGGUUAUAAAAGAGAAAACCCUCCAAAAUUCAUUUAGUAUUGUUGCAUGGGAUGUACAGUAUGUGACUCAUCACACCGUCGAUUCACCUCCAGUAAUGUGGGAGCAUGCUUCCCUCCAUCUGACACACUUUUUUUUUAGGUUACAGUUGUGAGCUUAUUGUGUAGGAAGAAGAGCUUUCACAUGAACACUGUAUUAUGGGUUUUCAGCGUCAGUGACUUCUGGGACGAGCAGAAACGUGUUUACGGAGCAUUUUGUUCUCUUAUGAAUUUAUAUUACUGCCGCCGCGUAAUCCGGAGGAGAGGCCAAAAUGACGAGGCACGGCACUCGCGCGUUACUCACACCGAUCCACAAUUGGCUUAUUUUUCAGGCUGCUUCUUUGAUUUAGACGCAAUAAAAAAACAAAUAAACAAAUUUUACUCAGUACAUAUCAACAUGUUUACAGAAAUUAUGAGCAAUGCAAAAAUGAGAACAGUCUUAGCUUUUUGACCUCGAUGCUGGGCGCUCACUCUCUGGGCUCCACUUCCACUGCACUGCAGCAAACAAGGGGGGGAAAAAAAGCCUUAUAUGUUUACUGGACAUACUGCAUUCCUAAAACUUUUUUGUAAAAAAAGAAACUUUUUAUUGAUACUCUAAUUUAUUCCAUUUGCAACGGUCAUUAACAUUACAGGACCUUGGAGAGAGAUGUGCUUAAUAAAGCAGCUGGUUUGGCGACGCAGGCCAAGGUCAUUGUGGGAAAUCUCUCUUUAUAGAGUUUCUGUUUCCCCCAUUUCUAGGCUAUGCAAGCGUGGGCCGAGUGUCUGCUUGUAGUCCACGUACAGUGGUGGAGGUUGCAGAAGCUUUUCACUGCUCUGUGUGUAACAUAAAAGAAAGCAAACAUUUAUUUAUUUAUGUCGAUAUUUUAUUUUACACACUUCAGUCCAGUCACCGUGUCAGAUUCUUUGUCUCGUAAAGUGUUUAUAUCAAAUAUGAAAAAUCAUCACACAAGUGACUGUAUUAUUAUUAUUAUCACUAUUUUUUACAUGUGGCAUGUGUUGCACCCAAACCUGACUCUGUAGUGUUAAAAAUGAAUAAACCAUCAACAGGCUUUUUCAAAAGACAAAGGUCUGACUGACAGGUGCUGUUAAUGGAAACACAGAAAUGAAUAUUCAAGUCAACUUUAUUUGUAUAGUGCCGAAUCACAACAUGCAUUAUCUCAAGGCACAUCAUGGAGAGCAGAGAAACCCACACACAAUGAGUAAACACUAGGCAUCAGUGGAGAGAAGAAGAAAUCUCCCACAGAACCAGACUCAAAGAUGCGCAGCAUCUGCCAAGACAGGUUGGGGUGAAAGGAACAAUGGGGGACAGAGGAGAGGUGGGGGACAGAAAGGGGGCAGAGAAAGGACAAGGGGGAAUAAUAUUCAUGUUGCCGUGUGUGUAUGGACGAGCCAACGAAAAUCCAACAUCCUUUUUCACAGAAAUUAGAAUCAUUGAGCUUGAUUGUCUCUGUUUACGCUACAUAAUCCAAACAAAAUAAAGUAUAAACUGCCAGCUGUAAUUAAUACGGACAGGAUACACAUAGUGAAACCAAACUCUGUCAGCAGAUAUACUAUGACACACAUUUUAUGUCAUCAUCAUCAUUUUAUUUAUUUACUUAUUUAUUCAUUACUGGGAAACACAUCGAUACGACUCAGAUUAAAGUUGGGGGAGGCAACAUUUUGGCUUAGCGUGUCAUUAUGAUGUUCAAACUAAUUGCACGGCGUAAUGGCGACAGAAACAGGACACCACUCGUGUUAUUUUCACCCAACAUAAGCCUCGCUUUUGCGAUAUUAUUAUUUUGUCGUCCGGGACGAGAUAUUCAUGGAAACGCGACAAAUUGAUUUACGACACAAAGGAAGUGCAUCUUCCCGUAUUUAUAGAUGAGCGUUGAGCAGAUCGUCCCCAGUUUAUUAUGACACUACGAACACGAACGAUACAUUCCAUUUAAAUGAUACUUGUGAGCGCCCAUCCAGAGCACUUGAGUUGUACAGAAUAUGACAUAUCACACAUUAUUAAAGCAAAACUAUUCAGUGUU
This is a messenger RNA of Solea solea (common sole), 3578 nucleotides long. RefSeq names its product visinin-like 1b (gene vsnl1b). The coding region runs from base 354 to 929 and encodes 191 amino acids. The transcript is spliced from 4 exons. Lineage: Eukaryota; Metazoa; Chordata; Actinopteri; Pleuronectiformes; Soleidae. The record is from RefSeq and is a predicted model, not a curated record. Gene Ontology annotation, molecular function: calcium ion binding.